Messenger RNA from Purpureocillium lilacinum, 2901 nucleotides. The record is from RefSeq and is a predicted model, not a curated record. NCBI's taxonomy places the organism in Eukaryota, Fungi, Ascomycota, Sordariomycetes, Hypocreales, Ophiocordycipitaceae.
AUGGCUGAUCCUUCGUCUAUAAACGUGCCCGAGAUCGAGCGGAUAAUAUCCGAUGUGAACGCGGCGCGGGAUUAUCGCUCAAACCUGACCCAGAAGACGAACGAAGACCAGUCCGUAUCCCAGGAGACGGAAGGCUCGAUGGCGUCGGGAUCAGAACCAACGUCCUCAUCAAAGGGCUCCCGCAGACUCCACACUUUAUCCGAGCUCAACGAGUCUGGCGAUGAAUAUCUCCCUGCUGUGACCGACAGCGCUGGGGAGAAGAAGGUGCAACCAAACGGACAGCUUUGCGACGGACGCGUGUAUCGCCUACGGACCUUCACCCUACCGGAUAGGGGAGACAAGCUCUUUAUGAUCGGAAUAGAGUGCGCUAGAGUUCUGGGCUAUCGCGACACGUACUUGCUCUUCAACAAAAAUCCAGCCUUAUAUAAAAUUUUCGCAACGACGGAAGAGAAGGAUCACUUGGUCGAACAGGGGAUUCUUCCACAGUCGUUGGGCACGAGGCAAAUUGCAAUUGUGACUGCCAAGUCCAUGUACCGCUGCUUUGACAGCCGGAUCAUUCAAGAUGGGCGUCGUGUCCGUGACGACUAUUGGGAGACGCAUGCACUGAAUAAGGGGUACACGGAGGAAGACCUGCCGCGGCUCUGGAACAAGAGGUCACGAAAAUUGCCAAACCCUGUUGCUGACGAAAGCAAUGUAGCCAAGGACAUUGCCGGCACCUUUGACCGUAGCAGCUUCGCACCCACAGCUGCACAACAGGCCAGGGACUCGGCAACCACGCAGGGCUCAGGUGUCGAAAGUGAAGGUAGCUCAAACAGGAUGCUUGAAAACACCAAGAGACUGAAGACCAGAAUAUUGCAGCGCCAUACCCAACACAUAGCAAAGACCCUCGUUGAGGCAACUGGCGUGGCGAAAUGGGGUGAAGCGGCCAUUAAGCGACGACCAAAACAAGAGUUGACGAUUCAAAUGGAGAAACUGCUCAAAGAUUCUCGCGGAUUCAAGUGCCGUCUGCAUCGUCAGCUGCACCUCGACAUUGAUAUGCAAGCAACAUCCAAGAUCAUUGUCGAACUUAUCCAGCAACUGUCAUGGCUUAGCACGGCCAUGGCCAUGGCCCCAGAUACCAGCCCUUUAGGAUUUGCUCGCCCUGGAAACGUCCCACUCUUUCCAGUGCCGGAAGGAGGAGGUGGUAUCGUCUACUGCAAGCCUAGAGUAGAGGUUCAAAGCAGCACGAUCGAGCCUGAAAGAUCGUGGAACAAGGUCAAGUUUGAUAUUGGGACGUCUUAUGAAGAUCUGGUCUCCGCAGAAGAUUCCUGUUGGCUACCGCUCUUUGGUAAUGCAGUAAUUGCGCAUGGGUUUCCGAUUCCCGAGAGGGGCGAGGAAAUGGGACUUGAGGUAGGUCUCGACCUCAUGGCUGCAUUGUCCGGGGCCCGACAUGCCGUGGAGUACCAGAACUCUGUGGUGCUCAAGGGAUUCUCAACCAUGCUGCUACCGGUGGGCAAAACUGCAGACAGAGUCCAGUGGCACUUGGCUCGCAGCAGGGACGACGAUGAGCCAAUCUCGUACAAGACGGGCAUCGCUCAAUGCAAAGAACGAGUCGGCUUGGAUCAGCUGGACGUCGUCUCCUUGAUGAACACGCGUGCGAUCGUCGGCUGGUGCAGCUCCGCUGAGACAGACCUCGGAAGCCCGCAUUAUGAUUACGCCAACAUUGACUACUCCAAGGCACGGGCGGCACGACUCGAAUCUCGCCUGGAAGGAGGUAGUUUUGGGUUCCAGCAUUUUGGGAUGGCCAGGGUCGAUUUUAGACUCGGCCGCAAGGACAUCAAGUUCCAUUAUCUCCGGGAAGGACCGUUUCGAAGCAUCGUUUCGGCCGCCGAAAGGACCCCCGUUGCGCUGUACGACACUAUGGAGCGGCGAGGGUGGCUGGUACCGGCGACUGCUGUGCUGCUACACAUGGCUCAGCAUCGACAUUUUCUUGAGCCGUUCGUUGGUAGCAGCGGCCCCAUGCAUCUGCAGAUGAAACAUACGGCAAAAGAAACGCUCUUGGAAAACCGUCAGGUGAGUCUAUCGGAUGAUGGCUCAUACGCCUUCCGGGACUUGAUUAGUGAGAUAUGGUCGAUGCUGGAGUUUCUCAUUGCCCGAGCAUCAGAUCAGCGCUGCGUGCCAGGCAAGCCACUGAAGGCGCACACCGGCCGCAGACUGGGUGGAUUUGAGUACAAGGCUAUAGUGCAGCAGCGAUCUCCCAUCUCCCCAAAAGAGUGUCCUCUACGAGGGGCUUCGGGAGGGUGGCUCUCACUGGUCGAGGACAUCGACGCCCUCGUGCUCUUCGCCAGCGGGUUCGGCAAUGUGAUCCAUCCAAAGGAUCCAGACCAAGAAGUCAUUUGCCACGGGUGGAGAACUCUACCUUCUAACAAGGACUACCUGGCCACCUCGGUCAGUACGUUGCUCGACUUGUUCCAGUGCACCUGCAGCCGGCUGCAGCACAUCGUGACGCACUCGAGGGGCCAGGUCGUUGGUCCAGGGCUGUUGCUAGAGGAGGGGGCCGUCAUUUUCGGCGCUACCGGGUCCGCGCCAGAUGACAGAUGGCGGUCAGAAAAGACGGAGCCGGAGCAGCUCUACAGCCAACCUAAUCUGCCACUCAACGGAAACGAAGAGUUGCAGUCCAUGGAGGGGUCGUCAUGCGACUCCGGUGUGGACCAGGAGUGCUAUUCGGCUGAGUCUUCCACAUGCGGCGAGAAUGUGACACUUCCACUGCACGUGGAAUCGAGUCCCCGGCGGAAGCGGUCCGAUCAAGUAUUCGAGGAGGCCGACAUGCGAUUUUACGACGUUUAUACUUCUUGCCACCCCGGAGACUUGUUGGAUGACGCCGUACCUGCGGUCGGGGAUGGCGGCAUGCGCAGCCCCUGA